AUGUUGCUUCAUUUCAUAUUGUUUCUUAUACCAGUAACUGCGAUUUCAUUAAGCAAUUUAAAAUCAAACUGUAGCUGUCAACCAUCAUCAUCAUGUUCAUCAUCAGUACUUUGUUCCAACAGGUCAUCAUCUGAUAGUGUCGAUCAAAGGAUUGAUAAAAAAAUCAGACUUGGCAAAUUAAAAUUGAAGAAACAAAUUUCAAAUGAAGAAGUAUCGAUAGCAUACGUGGAAGGUCAUACGCGACCGCGUAUUUUAAAGCGUUCCACAAUGAAAGGCUCACCGGAGGAUGAUUUAGACUUGAUAACACUGCCACAAGAAGAUGUCGCAAUGAACCAAAUAACACGCCAAGGAAUUUCUGCUAAACAUAUCAUUGAUAAGAAUCAGUCAAAAUUAUCGAAAAUAAUUAAAAAUCGUUCCGAGACCAAAAUGGACAAUAAAUGUAACAGUGAGGAAUUAAGAAAACUUAUGCUCGAGAACAUUAGUGAGAAUUCAUCAGCUUCGAAACGUGCUAUAAAUGAUCGAGCAGAAGCCAAAUUUGCUGGCAGUAUUGAUGUGAUUUGCUCGAAAGGUCAUUUCUCCUAUGUGUACAGUUCUAAUUUGUAUUGCGAAGCUAUGAAAGGUAAUGUGACCUGUAUCGCAUUUCGACAAUCACGUUGA
This is a messenger RNA of Acanthocheilonema viteae, 657 nucleotides long. The record is from the annotation of a GenBank genome assembly. Lineage: Eukaryota; Metazoa; Nematoda; Chromadorea; Rhabditida; Onchocercidae.